Conger conger (European conger) is the source of this 1094-nucleotide messenger RNA. RefSeq names its product GTPase IMAP family member 9-like. Lineage: Eukaryota; Metazoa; Chordata; Actinopteri; Anguilliformes; Congridae. The annotation marks the transcript as partial. The transcript has a single exon. Gene Ontology annotation, molecular function: GTP binding. The record is from RefSeq and is a predicted model, not a curated record.
AUUGUGCUAAUCGGAAAGACAGGACAUGGAAAGAGUGCGACAGGCAACACUAUCCUGGGAUGCACCAGAAGAGAGGACUGGAAAUUUAAGAGCUCAGCAGGUUCAACAUCAAUAACACAGAAAUGUGAAAAACAUGAAACUGUCAGAUUUGGGAAGAGGCUUGUUGUGAUUGACACCCCAGGGUUGUUUGACACACAUUCAAAUAGCAUCGAAACAGAGAUCGGGAGGUGUGUGUGUCUGUCUCAACCAGGCCCACAUGUCUUCCUCCUCGUCAUGUCUAUGGAUAGGUACACUAAGGAGGGGCAAAAAUCCAUUGAAAAUAUUGAGCAGAUGUUUGGUGAAAUGGCAAAGCGAUACACCAUUGUUCUUUUUACCGGGAUUGACAAUUUGGAAUAUCAUGGGGAGACACUGGAGGAGAAACUAAGUGGGAGUAAACCAUUUGGGAAUCUUGUACGGAAGUUUGGGCAUAAAUUCCAUGGCAUAAAUAACAGGAGUCAUGAUGAGGAACAAGUGAGGGAGCUUAUUGACAAAAUAGAGGAUGUAUUGAAUGACAAUGAGGGGCAUUUUUACACCAAUUAUAUGUACCAAACUGCUCGCAUUGAACUUCACAGGGAGAUUCUGAGGGAAAAGUUGCCAGAUAACAGAGACAGAGAGCAAAGAUGUAGGAGUGCUGAAGAGAUUGAUCACCUCUUCUGUGAAGAGGUUAAAGCAGCUGUAGAGAAAGCAACUUGCAUCGUUGCAACAAUUUUGAGAAAUAAGGGAUUAAUAUCAAUCUUUGCUUUACUUGGUGCAGGGGCAGCAUUGUGUGUGGCAGGCCCCGCUGUUGCUGCUAUUGCAGCAGGGGCAGGAGUAGGAGCAGCAGUAGGAGCCGCUGUUGCAGGAGUAGGAGCAGGAGCAGGAGUCACUAUUGCUGUUUUUAAAGAAGGGGCAGCAGUAGGAGCAGGAGUCACUUCAUCUGCAAAUGAAUAAUGGGCAUCAAUGAACUGGAACAUUUUCUCAGUGUUCUCAGAAAUCUUACUGGGAAACUGACAAUGACAUUAAUGAAACCUUCUUGGCAGUUGCAUUCUGCUAUUUCAGUUUUUACAUCAGUAGUG